CACUUUGACCCGGUCCUUGUUUGGGUAUUGUAUCAGUGUCAUCAGCUCUCGGACUUGAUUAGAGUAGAGUGGGCGGCAUACUAGUACGCGGCUUUGAGCACGGUUACUGUUGUCGAUAUCCUUAUUGCAUCAUAAAUGUGGUAUUUUCUCGCUACCCCCCGCACUGGGUUCUUCAGGAUGGAUUCCUUCAUCAACAAGCUUAUAACUUACACCGUUAAUACAGGCUGUAUCACAAGUAUAGGUUCAGUGGCAACUAUAGUCACAUGCGCAGCAAUGCCAAACAACUUUAUCUUUCUCGGCGUUAGAUUUUUAGUAGCUAAAUUAUACGUCGGCUCGUUUCUCGCACUCCUGAAUGCGCGAUACUCCUUGCAGGGCAAUGCGAACAAUAUCGAUUCUGUCAACACGCACCAUACGCGCCAAUUCCUCUACCGACCGGAGCCGCACAUUAGGGUGCCACAAGUGGAGGAACUCCAGGCUUCCCGGGAGAAUAUAUGUAAACAUCUUGACGAUGAAGCGGAUUUUACUCGUCCUGUACAGAUUGACAUGCCACGGCCUCCACCGAUUGUCAUCAUAGUUGAGAUAAGUUCUUUCUCGUCAGCUUAAUAAUUUGUAAUGCAUGUAUAUUGUCCGCCUGUCUCUUAUAGACUUUUGAGACC
Suillus discolor is the source of this 656-nucleotide messenger RNA. RefSeq lists its product as uncharacterized. The record is from RefSeq and is a predicted model, not a curated record. NCBI's taxonomy places the organism in Eukaryota, Fungi, Basidiomycota, Agaricomycetes, Boletales, Suillaceae. The transcript is spliced from 7 exons. Bases 136 to 603 code for a protein of 155 amino acids.